Phascolarctos cinereus (koala) is the source of this 1647-nucleotide messenger RNA. It is a transcript of the gene TAF1D, whose product is annotated as TATA-box binding protein associated factor, RNA polymerase I subunit D. Gene Ontology annotation, cellular component: RNA polymerase transcription factor SL1 complex; nucleus; nucleoplasm. Lineage: Eukaryota; Metazoa; Chordata; Mammalia; Diprotodontia; Phascolarctidae. Gene Ontology annotation, biological process: regulation of DNA-templated transcription. The record is from RefSeq and is a predicted model, not a curated record.
CGCGAGAUUUCUCUGCCCUUCUUAGUCGGGCGGUGAGCUCCCAGCGUUCUUUUUAAGCCUCGUAAGCCUUCCCAUUCAGGCUCCUCUCUGCGGUGGAAGGGCGCGCAUGAUAUUAAAGAUAAACAUUUAAACCCAAGAGUAAUGGAUGAAACUCAGAAUUCGAAAAGUGGUUUGAAGAAGGAAACCUCUUUGGCUUCAUCCGGUUCAUUGGUAAAUGAUGAAACUGAUGACUCGGAUUCUAGCAGCAGUUUAUUCAAAACUCAGUGUGAUCCCCCCCCACCCAAUCGAAAACCAAGAAACAUAUCUACCUUGAAUAUGAUACGGUCACCUGCAAACACUCAGUUGCAAGAUAACUCAAGCGACUCCUCUUCAGAACUAGAACCAUUUAAUUUGCAAGUUGUUUUUGGAAAUUGGAAGAAAAAGAAGAGAAGGAGAAAAUACAAGCCAACUGGAAGGCCAAGAGGAAGGCCAAAAGGAAGCUUUAAAAAACAGCCGUCUUUAGGCACUGUACUUAAAAAAAAGGACCUGUUCAAAGAUAAAGGUUUACAGUUCCCUUUGGUAGAAUCAGAGAAUGGAAAGAAACCAUUACUUUGGAAGAAAAUUUUAGGCUAUGAGCAAGCAGUUGCAAGAGGGUUUUUCAACUAUAUUAAGGAACAGAAAUAUGAAUCCCACCUCAGAGAAGCUUUGAAACAUCUGGAUGUUGGUGAAGAUUUAGAAAAAGAAGACUUUGGUGUACGGAAAUACAGAUAUUUAGAUGAUGAUGGAUCUAUUUCUCCUAUAGAAGAACCCAAUGUGGAAGACCAGUUGGAUGAUCCAGAUGAAUGUGAUGUUAAAUUGGUGGAGAACAGUUGUUUCAUAAUAAGUACUGAAUUCCCCGAGAAGGUGAAGACAAAGAUUAAAGAGUAGCAGUGACACUCAAGAAAAUAAUUGUAAGAAAGAUGAAACGGAUUUUGCCCAGUGGAAAAAAAAUCCGUGGACAAAGGGGGAAAAAUGGAAUUUGCAUUUGAGGAACGUAGUGAUUAAAACUGAGAGAAUUUUUCAGAUGACGCCAGUUUGCUGGUUUCUUUGGAUGUUGUUUCUAGCUUGUCUGCCAAAGGGAAUUCAGGAUAUGCCUUGUGGUCAACAAGAAGUUGGUUUGGACCAGGGUUGUGAAUAUGGAAAGAUUGUUGCUGCCCUUAGUCCUGGGUUUAAGACAUCCCAAUACAGCCUAUUAAAAACUCAGGAAAUGUGGCCUUUCAGGGACCUGGAAACCUGUUUGAAUGGGAGAUCUACAGUAGGAAGACCAAAGAUGGACAUAUAUCAGGCCAGUUUUCAACAUUCUAAGUGUUCUCCUAACAAUAUUGUUACCAAUCACAAAGGAAUGAAAGGAAGGAAAAAACCUAGCCUUAAGGGUGUGUGAAUAUAUCAGAUCAGCCUGACAAGUUCACUGAAGCAAGCUAUGCUGUAAUUUAAACAGUAAUGUUUCAAGAUGGAUAGAGAAUGGAGAAAGACAAGACAGCUCAAGGCAAAAAAGGAAGAGUCAGAAAGAAAACUAUCCAUCUAAAAUGCCAUCUACGUUCCAGAUUCUCUGGAGAAGCAGUUUUUUAAAUGUUUUGGUUUCUUUUUUGUAAUGAAAUUGGUAUUUCAAUAAAAUAUUAUUUAAUACCC